Molecule: messenger RNA, 565 nt
Organism: Zingiber officinale
Lineage: Eukaryota; Viridiplantae; Streptophyta; Magnoliopsida; Zingiberales; Zingiberaceae
Product: protein NONRESPONDING TO OXYLIPINS 2, mitochondrial-like
Exons: 4
Coding region: 47-304 (85 amino acids)
Source: RefSeq, a predicted model, not a curated record
AAGAGCCCGUUUGCAUUCCUCCCCCUGUUCCUUCCGAGAAACAGCUAUGGCGUCACUUUGCAGGCCCGCCGCCAUGGUCGCCGCGAGAUCCGUCGUGGGGCGCACCAAGUCUCUUCUCCCCAAAUCUGCACCGUCUCGGAGAGCUUCCUCAACCCUGACGAGAUACAUGGCGCCGGCGUUGGGAAGCGUCGAGUCGUUGAUGCCGCUUCACAGCGCCAUCGCGUCGGCCCGUCUCAAGUCUUUCAUCGCGGUUGAUUCUUCCUGCUGGAGUUGGCUCUCCCAAGGUUUAAACAAGCGCAUCUGACCAUGGCUUUGAAGAGUGCAACGAAGAAUGGGAGGAACAUUGCAUGACGUGCUUUGCCUUUGUGACCCAGAUGUGCUGACUUCAUGCUAUAUUGGUAUUAGAUUAUCAAAGCCUCUCUGCUAAUUUGAUGAUAAUAAAAAAAUGUAUCAUUGCAUCUUUUCAUCUCGUCCUCCGAUGGAUUUUAUUUUAAAAUAUACAUUAAUUUUUGAUACGGUAUAUGCUUCUGUUAGCAAUCCCAUUUGUGUUUUGUUCUUUACAUAA